GACCUAGGACGCACAUGGCUUUAUCGAUAAGCAACCAGCCGGGUCUCUCGCCUCCCCCCUCCGUUAGCUCUAGGUCACAGUGAACACCUGGUCUAGUCUUAUGGAGAUCGGCUUUCUACUGUGACCGACCCAGACGUGUAAGCUGGCAUCACGGGGGCCGUCGAACCGUCUAGUUUGGCUCUCCCCUCGCCCGUCUCGUCUCCCCUCUUCCCUCCGCAUCGGUCCUCUCCCCUCACCACUAACGCCCGCACCUACACCUACACGGCGCGUGGAUUCGCCUCUAGGCUCAGAGCUGGAGGCCUAGAGCCCGACAAGCACACCCCGACCGAGUCUCGGACCUACCAGGAGGAGAGGGAGAAAGAAAAGGCAUGAGUUUAAGCGCUUCGUUGCUUUCCAGGCUGAGACCCGGUGAGGGCAAAAUGACUUCCCUCCUGCCUCUACAUACUUCUCCGCCACCUCGCGCGUCCGAAGAGCACGACCUCGACGAUCUCUCCCCGCGCCCCGACGAUGCACUUCUCUCCCCUAAAUUCCCUAGCAGCUUCCCUCGUCGGAACAAGGUGUCUGGAGCUCCAGAUAAGCUGGACGUCAACGCCAGAGACCCGGACCACAAGCCUCUGCGCUCAAAGGGGAAAGGCAAAGCUAUCGCCUUUGCCUACCAGGAGCCGACUCGUUGGCGUUCUCGGGCCCCAGAUACCCCUGAUGAUGACAGUAUAGCGUCGGAUAAUACCAAGAACAAGCCAAGGGUCCCCCCCGGCAUCUGGCGACCCUCUAUCCAUACCGAGCAGCGAGGCUACGGCCAGACUACGGCCGGAUCCCACACCUCCUUCGUCGACAGCGUCUUCUUGCGCCGACCCGACCGGCCUUCAGAUCGUGCCGCGCGUUCCGACGUCGAUAACACAUUCAAGUUAAUGCAGCGUCGAGAGCACCAGAUGGAGAAGGAGCUGCAGAAACUGCUCGAUGCCCAAGGCGCUGCCCUGCAAAGAGAGCUCGAUGGGACCGACGCGGCCGCGAGCUUGCCUAAUGAUGCCCAACCAGGGCGAUCUCCAAGCUCGGCGACGUCGACUGCCCACUCCAAGCUUUCGGGAGCGUCUGUCGUCCCCGUACGUCAGCCAAAGAAGAAGCCCAUGUCCAAACGCCAGGCUCGCGUCGGUAUUGCUCGCUCUGUCACCAUGUUGGCGGAUCUGAAAAACGAGGAGGACGCCUACAUCGCCGCCGCGUUAGCCGAGCGCAAGACUGCCCUAUCGAAGCUGCGGAGCUUAUCGUCGCAGCGUUCCUCCAUCGCCGCUGAGAUGAGGGCAUUGGAAGAAGACCGCGAGCUCCCGAUCAGGGCCGAGAUAGCUACAAUGGAGGGGCAGCGCCAGGAAGUCUGUGCUAAUAUCGAUGUACUCGAGGAGAAACUCCGAAUAUUGAAAAGAACCAAGGCUGAACUGGAACGUAAGCUCGAGGAGGCUAAAAGCAUACGGGAUGCCAGCUUAAGCGGUUACAAGGGAGCACUGAGGCAGUGUGAUCAAGGGAUCGCAGACCUCAUGAAAUACCCAGGUAUACGGAUGUUGGAAGCCGACGAUAUCGAGAAGCAAACCGAAGAUACCGACACGCUCUUGUCUAAGCGUAUGUCUGGCUUCGAGUUCCUUUCGCUGCGGCCGGAGAGAAGAACAACUGAAAUGGCCAAGGACUGGUGGGAAGGCGAAGUCGCCGUCCUCGAGCAACGCAAGGCUGCCGUUGAUAAAGAACGCGCCGCACUGGAGGAGGGCAACGAGAUGUGGCAGCAGGUGGUUGAUCUCGUCAGCAAUUUUGAGGGCACGCUUCACGAUUCACUGCAGGUUGUCAUGAAGAAUUCCUCGGAAGUACCAAAUCCCGAUAUCGGCAAUCCAGAGUCUAUUUUGCAGGAGCAAUACGAAGCCAUCAGGAGGAUGCUGCGCGAGCUGAUAGCGCUGCACGACUACGCGGAGUCCAAGGGGUGGAAGCUCUUGAUUGCGGCCAUCGGUGCCGAGGUUGCGCAUUUCAUCGGGGUCAAGGACUUCUUGGCCGCCACUAUCCGCAGUGCCGGAUACGACGAUAGGUCGAUCACACCGGUACAUGCCAUCUCCAAACCGAGCGGGCCGGGCGGCGCUAGCGACCUGGUCGACGUACGCGAGAACGGCGGCGUCUUGAAAGAAUACAAGGACGAUCCGGAGGAGGACGAGGAGCUGAGCCGGAGCGUGGUUCGGCGCUGGGACGACAUCCACGACAACGCCGCCCCGGCCGUCCCGGCGGGCCGGGCCCGCAGCGCGUCCGCGGACCUGCUGGGCGCGAGCGACCGCGGCGACGAGAGCGACAACGAGGUGCCGCCGGGGCUCCUCGGCGAGGCCCUCGGCGACCGGUCGCGCGAGAGCGUCGAGGACGACGUGCCCAGCGUCAACGAGGUGCCCUCGGAGUUCCUGUCGAUGCACAGCCCGCCGCGGGGCAGGGACCGGGCGGCGGAGGGCUACGAGCGCCGCGCCCGCGUCCGCAGGGAGAGCAGCGUGACCGACAACGCGGUGCCGCCGGACCUGCUGGCCGAGAGCCGUCCUGCCGAGGACGGCGAUCCGGUCGACUAGACGUGGCUGCCGUACGCCUUCGCUGCUCGAAGCCGGGUCAAGGUGUAUUGGGUUUUGGAACUCGGACUUGGUUCGGCGUGCUGGCACGCUAGAGAAAGGGGGGGAACUAGGAAGGGGAAGGUUGGGCGUACAGGAGGCAUGGCAGGAGAAUCAUAGUUAAUGAUGGCGUUUUGGAUGGGGCAUCUAGGGUAGGGCGGAGUAUUAUUAGCUAUGGGGCCUUUGCGGGAGGCUGUCUUCGAACGGACACACACACACAAUCAUCUUGCUUAGGCUUAGAAAGGGCGAAAGCGUCCGCGUCUCUCGAAUAGCACUUUAGCACUCUUAUUAUUCAUUACGAUUACCCAUUA
Molecule: messenger RNA, 2923 nt
Organism: Durotheca rogersii
Lineage: Eukaryota; Fungi; Ascomycota; Sordariomycetes; Xylariales; Xylariaceae
Exons: 1
Coding region: 369-2576 (735 amino acids)
Source: RefSeq, a predicted model, not a curated record